Messenger RNA from Cucurbita moschata (crookneck pumpkin), 1909 nucleotides. Its product is annotated as tubulin-folding cofactor E. The record is from RefSeq and is a predicted model, not a curated record. Lineage: Eukaryota; Viridiplantae; Streptophyta; Magnoliopsida; Cucurbitales; Cucurbitaceae. The transcript is spliced from 15 exons. Gene Ontology annotation, molecular function: protein binding. The coding region runs from base 93 to 1712 and encodes 539 amino acids.
CUCAACUCUUUGAUCCAAUAUUUAGAAUAACUAAUACUUCGAAUGAUCCAAUUCUACCAUACAUUCUUCCAUCUCCAUGCGGAGGAGAAAAGAUGCAAGGCUCAAUUCAGCUUCAGCUGGAGUUCAGGCUGGGCCAGCGAGUCCACUUUGUCGGUGAUCCCCGACGUGUCGGAACAGUGGCUUUCGUAGGAACCCUGGAAGGAUAUUCAGGAACCUGGAUCGGAGUGGAUUGGGACGACAGCAAUGGCAAGCACGACGGCUCCAUCAACGGGGUCCGGUAUUUCCAGGCAAAGUCAGAACGAUCUGGCUCUUUUGUUCGGGCUCAGAAUCUGAGUUUCGGCGUUUCGCUUCUCCAAGCGUUGGAGCUCAGAUAUAGAGGCGACUCUACCAAAGAAGAAGAGGAUGAAAUGUACGUACUCUCAGCCAGUGACAAGCGUGUAUCUGUUCAAUUCGUGGGUAAAGACCUUAUUAAAGACAAGCUUAGUCGUUUUGAGGAGUUAACUAGUGUAUCGCUGUCUUAUAUGGGUGUUAGCUCUCCUGGAAAUCCAUGUCAGAUUGGCUCUGUCUUGCCAAACGUAAAGCAGCUCGACCUUACUGGAAAUUUGCUAUCAGAUUGGAAGGAUAUUAGCAUCAUUUGUGACCAAUUACAAGCUCUUGUAGCCCUCAUUUUAUCGAACAACUUAUUGUCACGUGAUAUCUCAGGGCCUGUUCAAUUGAAUCACAUUCGUAUUUUAGUUCUAAACAAUACUGGAAUAACUUGGAUGCAGGUUGAAACACUUGAACAUUCUCUGCCAACAAUCGAAGAACUACAUCUGAUGGGAAAUAAAAUAAGCACAGUAACGCCAGAAUCAUCAUCCCCUAUGGUCCAAGGAUUUAAUCUUCUGCGACUUCUGAAUCUGGAAAAUAACUGUAUAGCUGAGUGGAGCGAAAUAUUGAAACUGGGUCAAUUAAGAAGCUUGAAGCAGAUUCAGUUGAAUAACAACAAAUUGAGUCGUAUAUUUUAUCCUAGCUUGGAUGAAUUACACAAGUUAUUUGGAGAUGUUGAACCACAAGGAGACUGUUUUCCAUUCCGAAAUUUGCGAAACCUCUUUCUUGGAGGCAACAACAUCGAUGAUUUGGCCUCUAUCGACUUUUUAAACUCGUUUCCUCAGUUGAUUGACAUCAGGCUAUCAGAGAAUCCAAUAGCUGAUCCCAUGAGGGGUGGGAUUCCCAGAUAUGUUUUAAUUGCGCGAUUGUCUAAAGUUCAAAUAAUCAAUGGGAGUGAGGUAACUCCUCGUGAAAGAAGAGACUCUGAAAUACGCUACGUACGCAUGGUUAUGUCAAAGUUGGAUAGCAAUCCUGAGGAAACAUUAAGGCUACAUCCUAGGUUUGAAGAGCUUAAGAGGUUUUAUGGGAUCGAAGAUAAUAGGGUAUCGGUCGGAGCUGGUGGACCUCAGAAACUGGCAUCUGGGCUCAUAUCAAUCACCCUGAAUUGCGUGGGAGCAUCAAUCGGGGAGAAGCCACCAUUGACAAAGAAAUUACCACUCACUACUACAGUUGGCAAGUUAAAGAUGCUUUGUGAAAGCUUUUUCAAAUUAAAAUGUAUGAGGCUAAAGUUGUAUCUUCAAGAACAGGAUUCCCCCGUGCCGAUACCGCUCGAGGACGAUAUGGCAUCUCUUAUGGAUCUUGGGGUUGCUAAUGGAUCCAACAUUCUUGUGGAUGAAGAGAGUUGAAGGAAAUAAACCCCCCAUAGGUUCUUCAAUUUUUUUCCUUUUUCCUUCUUUCUGGCAUUCCCAUGAUUCCUGCUCCCCAGAUUUGGAAGAUGUUUUUAAUUGUUGGUUCUCUACCGGAUGUUCUUAUAUCAUUUGACCAAGAUUCACAGCUUAAACAAAUCGUGAAAUCACACUGAAUUGCCUGAUCUUCUAUUCUA